Messenger RNA from Sorex fumeus (smoky shrew), 1502 nucleotides. RefSeq names its product EF-hand domain family member D1 (gene EFHD1). Gene Ontology annotation, cellular component: mitochondrial inner membrane. The transcript has 4 exons. Lineage: Eukaryota; Metazoa; Chordata; Mammalia; Eulipotyphla; Soricidae. The coding region runs from base 75 to 764 and encodes 229 amino acids. Gene Ontology annotation, molecular function: calcium ion sensor activity. The record is from RefSeq and is a predicted model, not a curated record.
CCCGCGAGUCCCGCGGCCGCGCGUCGCCCGCCCCGUCCGAGCCCGUCCGUCCGCGCAUCUCGGCCGGCCGGGCCAUGGCCAGCGAGGAACUGGCGCGCCAGCUGCAGCGGCGACUGCGGUGGGAGCAGGCGGCGGAGGGCGGCGCGGCCGGGGGCCCCGAUCCCGCGUCCGACGCCCCGGAGCCCCCCGCGGGCGCCGACGACGAGCUGAGAGCGCAGCUGAGCCGCCGGCUGGACAUCAACGCGGGCGCGGCGCGGGCCCGGCGCUGCCGCGUCUUCCACCCCUACUCGGAGUUCCCCGAGUUCAGCCGCCGCCUCAUCAAGGACCUGGAGGGGAUGUUCAAGCUGUAUGACACGGGCCGGGACGGUUUCAUCGACCUGAUGGAGCUGAAGCUGAUGAUGGAGAAACUGGGGGCUCCCCAGACCCACCUGGGGCUGAAGAACAUGAUCAAGGAGGUGGACGAGGACUUUGACGGCAAACUCAGCUUCCGCGAGUUUCUGCUCAUCUUCCACAAGGCGGCCGCCGGGCAGCUGCAGGAGGACAGCGGGCUGAUGGCGCUGGCCAAGCUGUCCGAGAUUGACGUGGCUCUGGAGGGGGUCAAAGGUGCCAAGCACUUCUUCGAAGCCAAGGUCCAGGCUUUGGCCAUGGCCAGUAAGUUUGAAGCCGAAUUGAAAGCCGAGCAGGACGAGCGGAAGCAGGAGGAGGAGAAGAGGCGUCUCCGCCAGGCAGCCUUCCAGGAGCUCAAGGCCACUUUCAGCACAUAGUUGGGCGAGCUUGUCUCCGACCCGCUUCCGUGCCUCACAGAUGCCCUCUGCGAGACCUGGCGGGCACUUCACCCAUGCCAGCACCCGCUUCCACCCCUGCCCCCCGGUGCAAGCUCCUUCCCAUCCUGGUGGCUGGGGUCCACUCUGCCCUGCGAACUCCAGCCGAGGCCUGGGGUUCCCUGCUUGUGCCCGCCCCCCGCCCGCCUCUGUAGCCACCAAGUGCCUUUUUGGCCCUUUUGGCCCCUUUGCUCUGGGCGCUGUGUGGGCGCUGCCCUCCCAGGUCGAGCUCAGAGAUGGGCCUUGGCGGUGGGGUCUGGCUGGACGCUGCCCGGUCCCCGUCCCCGUUUCCGGGGAACACGGCUUGACCUUGGGCUUCUGCAUCUUCUCCAGUCCUUGGCUGCGGCGGAGGUUCGCGGGGGGAGCCAGGCUAGCUCUCUGUGGCGUGGGGCGUGGCCUGCCACCCAGAGGACCCCAUCCCCACCCUCGCUUUUUCUCCCCUCUCCAUCCUUAAUUCCGCAUUUCAGCCUCUGUGCAUCCUAACUCUGCAAAUGAAAGGAUAAUUGUUAAACGUCUCCAUGAGCCGAGGGCUGGGUGUCUCCCCGCCCUGACUGUGCAUGUUUUAUGACAGCGGACCCCCGUCAUGGAAGCGACCUGUCUGGAACCCUCCGAACACCAGGGUCACGACCCCCUUCCAUGUAUAGCCAGUUUCUGCCUUGGCUCCCCGCGAGGGCUGGGACG